Messenger RNA from Phragmites australis (common reed), 5349 nucleotides. Its product is annotated as protein transport protein SEC16A homolog. Gene Ontology annotation, biological process: COPII vesicle coat assembly; Golgi organization; autophagy. Gene Ontology annotation, cellular component: ER to Golgi transport vesicle membrane; endoplasmic reticulum exit site. Bases 271 to 4806 code for a protein of 1511 amino acids. The record is from RefSeq and is a predicted model, not a curated record. The transcript has 13 exons. Lineage: Eukaryota; Viridiplantae; Streptophyta; Magnoliopsida; Poales; Poaceae.
GAAGAAGCAUACAUACGUAGCCAAGAGAAUAGAAGAGGAGAGAGAAGAGAAGAGAAGAGAGAGAAAAGGAGGCAAGUAAGGAAGAAGAAGAAGGAAACGGGUGGCGCGAUGCGACGUCGGCUGUCGUGGUCGUGACCGCAACCGCCCCGCCUCCUCCUGCGAUUCCGAUCCGGCUCCCCGCCGUCCGCCCCGCUCCCAUUUCAAGCGAGGAACCAACCCUAGAUCCACCCUCCGCUCGGAUCCGCUCAGAUCUCCUCCAUCCGAUUCCGCAUGGCCUCCUCCUCCUCCUUCGGCCCCGAUGAGCAGACCGACGCCGACUUCUUCGACAAGCUCGUUGACGACGACGACGACAACCACCUCUCCACCGCGCCCGCCCCUGUUCCCGCCAAGGACGGUCACGACGGCUUGCCGGAGCCCGCCUUGGCUCGAGCCGUAUCCGGCCUCAGCCUAAUCGAUGACGGGCCUGGGGCGCCCGAGCCACCCGCUCCCGCCACGGAGGCGCCGCCUCCGGAGGGUGGGUCGCCGGGUUCAGGGAAGGUCGGCGGCGUCCACACUGCGGUCAAGCAGGCGCAGUGGGCCUCCUUUGGAGGUGACGCCGACGAUGGGGUUGAUCCAUUCGCUGAUCUCUUGGGAGGUGCCGGCGAGGAUGGCCUUUUCGGCAGCAUGGCCGGGAACCAGACCCUGGGGAGCUCGGUGGUUGGUACUGUGGGGGCCUCAGAUCGCGGCUUCUUCGGUGGGAAUCAGAGCUUGGCCGCUGAGGUGUCGGAUCAGGAUUUUUUUGCGGGAAGCUCAAAUCAGAAUGCUGAUGGGCAGCUGGAGCAGAGCGGCAGUGGUGCUGUGGAUUCCACGGAUCCCAAGUAUUUGGAGACCAUGUACCCUGGGUGGAAGUACGAUGAGGCAACACAGCAAUGGUACCAGGUUGACAGUUUUGAUACAACUGCGAAUGCUGCCCAGGUGGACCAUAGUAGUGAGAAUGUGCAGCAGCAGCAGCUUGAUGCUUCAUACCUACAGAAUUCAGCGCAUGCAGCGCUCGAGACAAUUGCUGAGGAGGGUGCCACCACAGGCGAUGUCUCAAGUUGGGGACAGGGGGGCGCCACGGAGUACCCACCCAACAUGAUGUUCUAUGCAAAAUACCCGGGUUGGUACUUUGAUACCAACACCCAGCAGUGGCACUCACUUGAGUCAUACCAGCAGGCUGUCAUGCAGUCUGGGACAGCUAGUGCAGUUCAGAAUGGUGCAAACCAUGGCGUUGUUGCGGCUUCUGGUGGGAUGGAUUAUAAUGUCAAACAAACCGAGGAUCUUGCUGUCCACAAUCAGGUGGCCCAACAUAACUCAUUCACGAAUGGUUACCCUCAUCAGAGCCAAUGGCAGACGGAUGCAUUUGGUAACACUAUGCAAUCUGAAAGUAUUACAGACAGUAGCCAGACAAGUAGUUUCUAUGGGUUUGAUCAGCAUGCAAAUGCUGGGACUAUCAGUUCCUCUACAAGCCAUCAGGUUGGUUUUAACACAGUCGAAACUGCUUCAAAUGUUGGACACAAGGGCUUAGACUUAUCAAGUCUUCAGAGUGGUUAUAACUCAACUGACAGUCAACAAUCCAGUUACAAGGUGUUCGAACAUUCAACAGGUUAUCAGGCCGGUUACAAAGGGUUUGAACCUGCAACGGGUCACCAGACCAGUCACCAGGUGUUCGAACGGUCCACGGGUAUUCAGGGAGGUUACAAGGCAUUUGAACCUUCCAUGGGUAAUCAGAGUGGUUACAAGGCAUUUGAACCUUCCACGGGUCACCAUAGUGGUUACAAGGGGUUUGUGCCUUCCACGGGUCACCAGGCUGGUUUCAAGGGGUCCGAAGCUUCCACAGUUCACCAGGUUAGUUACAAGGGAUUUGAACCUUCUUCAGCUCAACAGGCUGGUUACAUGGGAUUCCAACCUUCUUCAGGUCACCAGUCUAAUUACAUAGGAUUUGAAACUUCCACAAACCAGGGUUAUGGUGAUGUCAAUGGUAUCGUGAAUAGACAGGGCUUUGUCCCAACGGGGAGCAUUUACCACAGCCAGAGUCAAGCAAAUGCAAACCCACAAGGGCACUUGUCAAACAGCUAUUUGGGUACUGAGAAUUCCAUGAACUUCACUCAGCAACAAUUUCCAGGUGCAAAUGCUUCACAAUUGCAAUUCGGUCACUCCCCUAAUGAUGGGAGGUCAUCAGCUGGACGACCACCACAUGCCCUUGUUGUUUUUGGAUUUGGAGGGAAGCUUAUAGUUAUGAAAGAAACCAGCUCAAUGACCACAAACUUUAACAGUGGAAAUCAGGAGAAUUCUAGUGCCACAGUGUCAGUUCUUAAUCUAUCAGAGGUUGUUGUCAAUAAAGUUGAUCCGUCAAGCAUCACUAAUAGCGGUGCACUUAGUUACUUCCACGCUUUAUGCCGUCAACCUGUUCCUGGUCCUCUGGUCGGUGGAAGUGCUGCAUCAAAGGAUGUGAAUAAAUGGCUUGAUGAGAUGAUUACCUUGUACGAAUCUUCAGCCAGUGAUUUCCAGAGAGGUGAUCCUUGUAAGUUGCUUAUUUCAUUGCUGAAGAUACUGUGUCAACACUAUGGGAAAUUGCGCUCACCUUUUGGGUCCGACCCAUCACACGAGGAGACAGAUGGUCCAGAGAUGGCAGUAACUAAGCUAUUUUCAUCGUGUAAGAGAAGUAGUGUUCACAUGGGGGGUUAUGGAUCUGUUGUUCGCUGCAUGAAAAAUAUUCCCUCGGAAAGUCAGAUGCAGGCUGUUGCACAAGAGGUCCAAAAUCUUCUAGUUUGUGGGAGAAGGAAAGAGGCCCUUCAGUGUGCCCAGGGAGGUCAACUUUGGGGACCUGCAAUCAUACUGGCUUUACAACUUGGUGACAAGUUUUAUGUGGAUACAGUGAAGAAAAUGGCUCACUCCCAUUUUGUAUCUUGGUCACCACUGCGAACAUUGUGUCUUCUCAUUGCUGGACAACCCGCAGAUGUCUUUAAUGUAGAGAACAACUUCAAAAGCGACUAUGGUACACUAGGAGCAUCCCAUCAACCUAUGGAGCCUGGUCCUAAUGGCAUGUUGGAUGAUUGGGAGGAGAAUUUGGCUAUUAUAACUGCAAACAGGACAAAAGGUGAUGAUCUAGUAAUAACCCAUCUUGGUGAUUGCCUUUGGAAAGAGAAAAAUGAGGCUGCAGCUGCUCAUUCAUGCUAUUUAGUUGCUGAACUAAAUAUUGAUCCGUACUCUGAAAGUGCAAGGCUAUGCCUCAUCGGUGCAGACCACUUGAAAUGUCCUCGAACAUUUGUCAGCCCUGAAGCCAUUCAGAGGACAGAAGUUUAUGAAUAUGCAAAGGUGCUUGGUAAUUCUCAGUAUAUCCUGCUACCCUUUCAGCCAUAUAAGUUGAUAUAUGCAUAUAUGCUUGCUGAAGUGGGAAGGGUUUCUGAUUCUUUGAGGUAUUGCCAAGCGUCUAUGAAGGUGCUGAAAGCCUCUGGCCGUGCCCCUGAAUUGGAGGCAUGGAAACAAUUAUUUUCCUCCCUGGAAGAGAGGAUACGCACUCAUCAGCAGGGUGGGUAUGGUACAAAUCUUGCCCCAACAAAACUAGUUGGAAAGAUUUUCACCUCACUUGAUAAAUCUAUAUCCCGCAUGAUGGGUACACCAUCUGCACCACUUCCACCUUUGCCACAGGGCUCCGUUAGUGAUAGAGAGACCUACUCUGCACCUGCAGCUUCAAAAUUUGUAAAUAGCCAAUCGGUAAUGGCCAUGUCAUCGUUAAUGCCGUCCGCUUCAAUGCAGUCUAUGAGUGAGAUAGCAGAGAAUAGUGGUGGCACUGGCAGGAAAAUUGCACACAACAGAAGUGUUUCUGAGCCGGACUUUGGCAGAACCCCGAAACAGGGUGUGUCAGGAUCAGGUAGUUCCCGAUUUGGUUGGUUAGGCUCCACGCUGCAGAAGACAAUGGGAUUGGUGUCAAAAUCACACCGCCAGGCAAAAUUAGGGGACCAGAACAAGUUUUACUAUGAUGAAAAGCUGAAGCGGUGGGUGGAAGAAGGUGCUGCGAUUCCUGCCGAGGAACCCCCUCUCCCUCCACCUCCAACAAAAUCAUCUUUCCAGAAUGGUAUGCCGGACCAUAAGCUGAAUGGUCCCAUGAGUGGAAGCCAUGCUCCCAAUGGGGUCGUGGAAUGGAAAUCAAAUUCUUCAGAGCAAGGUUUGGGGAUGCCACCAAUCCCACGUAGCCAGAACCAGUUUUCUGCUCGUGGACGGAUGGGUGUCCGGUCCAGGUACGUGGACACGUUCAAUAAGGCUGGUGCGUCCGGAGCAGUGCCAUUGUAUAACAAACCAGCUGCUCCAUCUGUGACACCACCAGCUGGUGCCAAGUUCUUCGUGCCCACUGCAGCAGCAGCUGCUGCAGAUCAGAUACCUCACCAAGCAGCAGAGAUACAGAGCGAAACCGUCCAUCAGGAUGAGCGUUCAGCCUCACCGCCAGCAGAAACGUCAUUUUCUUCACCCCCACCAUCGACGCAAUUUUUAGCAGCAAUGCCAUCAACAAUUCAUCGGCAAUCGAGUAUGGACAACAUCUCCACUCCUUACCAGGGUUCGGGGGUGUCAUCAGGAAGCGACAGCAGCUCAUUCUCAAGAUCACGAGCUGCGUCAUGGAGUGGAACAUACUCUGAGCAGUUCAGUGCUUUUGCGGGCGCUAGAUCACCCGAUGGACAGACCACGCCUUCGCCACUCAUGCCUGGCAAACCCUCUCAUAGUCGUUCCAACAGCAACUCAUCUGUGCAGUUCAACGGAUUGACAGAGGAUCUCCAUGAGGUCGAGCUCUGAGAAUUGACUGCUCAGAGAAGCAUGACGAGUGCGAGUCAUGAUUUUCAUCCACAUGACCAUUCGAGAAAAACCCAAGCGGGCGAAAGAGAAAGGAGUUUCCUUACAGUAAAUCAAGGGGAUGGCGUGAGUGGAAUGGACCUAUGCGAUGUUGCAUGAGAUCCUGCGAUCCGCACUAAACCGAGGUGCAUUGGAGUUGUACAACAGUGCUGGUUUUUGAAUAUUUUUGUAGCUAUAUGUUAGUUUAUGGUUUAGAAGGAAAGAGAGAGACAAGGGAAAGAGGAGUUUUGGGUGUCCCUUGUUUACAUGUGAGAAGCAGCAUGUGGAUGCCACUGUACAGAUAAUCUGCCCUUAGCCAAUUUAUUGAAACGCAAGAAAAUUGACACCACCAUUCCAUUUUGUUUUUCUUUGAAGUUUUUGGAGAAGGAUAGAUGAGCGAGAUAUGUUCUAGUGUAAGAAAGCGUUGUUUACGUAGAGUGUUGUUGUCAUACUGUACCGUUCCAAACCUUAUAUUAUUUAUUACUGUUGUUAUUCUUUGGAGAUGAA